AUGGACAACAUAGAACCAUCUUCUAGUGGAAACAUCCAAGCUGAGACGGAAGCAAAGAAGGAUGAGAAGAAAAAGAUGAAGAAAGAAUCAGUGUCCUUGAUGGGUUUGUUUAGCGCAGCGGAUAAACUUGAUUACUUCCUGAUGUUGCUUGGUGGUUUAGGCGCCUGUAUUCAUGGCGCUACACUUCCUCUCUUCUUCGUCUUCUUUGGCAAAAUGCUAGAUUCUCUUGGAAACCUUUCUACAGAUCCUAAAACCAUAUCUUCUCGUGUUUCACAGAACGCUCUGUACUUGGUCUACUUAGGACUGGUCAAUCUGGUAUCAGCUUGGAUAGGAGUUUCUUGUUGGAUGCAAACAGGGGAAAGACAAACAGCGCGAUUACGUAUAAACUAUCUCAAAUCAAUCUUAGCAAAAGAUAUUACUUUCUUUGAUACAGAAGCUAGAGAUUCAAAUCUCAUUUAUCACAUCUCAAGUGACGCAAUCUUGGUUCAAGAUGCAAUUGGCGAUAAGACAGACCAUGUUUUGCGUUAUUUAUCUCAGUUCAUCGCAGGAUUUGUCAUCGGUUUUUUGUCGGUAUGGCAACUAACGCUGCUCACGUUAGCAGUGGUUCCAUUGAUAGCAAUUGCAGGAGGAGGAUAUGCCAUAAUCAUGUCCACAAUCUCAGAGAAGAGUGAAGCUGCUUAUGCUGAUGCAGGCAAAGUCGCAGAAGAGGUUAUGUCACAGGUGAGAACAGUGUAUGCAUUUGUAGGAGAAGAGAAAGCUGUAAAAUCUUACUCAAAGUCUCUCAAGAAAGCUCUGAAACUUGGUAAAAGGAGUGGUCUUGCUAAAGGCUUAGGGGUUGGAUUAACAUAUAGCCUCUUAUUCUGUGCUUGGGCUCUGCUUUUGUGGUAUGCAAGUCUUCUUGUACGCCACGGUAAAACCAACGGUGGAAAAGCCUUCACAACGAUCCUCAAUGUCAUUUUCAGCGGAUUCGCCUUAGGUCAGGCCGCACCAAGCUUAUCCGCUAUUACCAAAGGAAGAGUUGCUGCUGCAAAUAUAUUCAGAAUGAUAGGGAACAACGAUCUUGAUAGGUCUGAGAGAUUAGAAAUUGGAACAACAUUGGAAAAUGUAGCUGGGAAGAUUGAGUUUCAUCAAGUGUCUUUCGCAUACCCUUCUAGACCAAACAUGGUUUUUGAGAAUCUUAGUUUCACAAUACGUUCAGGCAAGACUUUUGCAUUUGUUGGUCCAAGUGGUUCAGGGAAAAGCACAAUCAUAUCAAUGGUGCAGCGUUUCUAUGAACCUACCUCAGGGGAAAUUCUCUUGGAUGGAAAUGACAUCAAGAGCUUGAAACUCAAGUGGUUAAGAGAACAGAUGGGAUUAGUGAGUCAAGAACAGGCUUUAUUCUCCACAACUAUAGCUUCCAACAUUCUUCUUGGUAAAGAGAAUGCAACUAUGGUUCAGAUCAUAGAAGCUGCUAAAGCAGCUAAUGCAGAUUCUUUUAUUAAAUCAUUACCCAAUGGUUACAGUACUCAGGUUGGAGAAGGAGGAACUCAGCUCUCAGGAGGACAGAAACAAAGGCUUGCAAUUGCUCGAGCGGUUCUAAGAAACCCGAAGAUAUUACUUUUAGAUGAAGCAACAAGCGCGCUUGAUGCCGAAUCAGAGAAGAUUGUUCAGCAAGCACUUGACAACAUUAUGGACAAGAGAACAACAAUUGUCGUUGCACAUAGAUUAUCCACCGUUCGAAAUGUUGACAAGAUUGUUGUACUGAGAAAUGGCCAGGUAAUGGAAACUGGUAGCCACUCAGAACUUAUAUCAAGAGGAGGAGAAUACGCAACUCUUGUGAAUUGCCAAGAGACCGAACCUCAAGAGAACUCGAGAUCAAUUAUGUCUGAAACUUGUAAAUCACAAGAUGGAUCUUUUAGUUCAAGAAGAGUAUCUAGCUCAAGGAGGACUUCAAGCUUCAGGGAAGACCAAGAGAAGACUAAAGCAGGUUCAACCGGGGAAGAUUUAGGCUCAUCUUCGAUGAUAUGGGAACUGAUAAAGCUGAAUGCUCCAGAGUGGCCUUAUGCAUUACUUGGCUCAAUCGGUGCAGUUCUUGCUGGAGCACAAACUCCAUUGUUCUCUAUGGGGAUUGCUUAUGUGCUAACUGCAUUUUAUUCGCCUUCUCCUAGUUUGAUAAAGCACGAUGUAGAAAAAGUAGCUCUUAUCUUUGUUGGAGCUGGAAUAGCAACAGCUCCUAUAUAUCUCCUCCAACAUUACUUCUAUACACUUAUGGGAGAGCGUCUUACUUCUCGGGUUCGCUUAUCAUUGUUUUCAGCGAUUCUUUCGAAUGAGAUUGGGUGGUUUGAUUUGGAUGAGAACAACACUGGCUCACUCACUUCAAUCUUAGCUGCUGAUGCAACUUUGGUGAGAAGUUCUCUAGCGGAUCGUCUCUCGACAAUAGUCCAAAACCUAUCUCUUACAAUCACAGCAUUAGCACUUGCAUUCUACUAUAGUUGGCGUGUUGCUGCUAUUGUAACAGCUUGUUUCCCUCUUCUCAUUGCCGCUUCACUUACAGAGCAACUAUUUCUAAAAGGCUUUGGAGGAGACUACACAAGGGCUUAUUCUAAAGCAACUUCAGUGGCGCGUGAAGCGAUUGCAAAUAUAAGAACUGUCGCUGCGUUUGGUGCUGAAAAGCAAAUCUCAGAACAGUUUACCAGUGAGCUAAGUAAGCCCACCAAGAAUGCCUUUGUAAGAGGUCAUAUCUCUGGAUUUGGAUACGGUUUGACUCAGUUUCUCGCGUUCUGUUCUUACGCUCUUGGUCUCUGGUACGUAUCGGUUUUGAUUAAGCACAAGGAGACGAAUUUUGGGGAAAGUAUCAAAUCCUUCAUGGUGUUGAUCGUCACAGCUUUUUCAGUUUCUGAAACGCUUGCUUUGACCCCAGAUAUCGUGAAAGGCACGCAAGCACUUGGGUCGGUUUUUAGGGUUUUACAUAGAGAGACUGAGAUACCUCCAAACCAAUCUAACUCGAGAAUGGUCACUCAUAUCAAAGGAGAUAUAGAGUUUAGACAUGUGAGCUUUGCGUAUCCCACGAGACCUGAAAUCAACAUUUUUCAAAAUCUAAACCUCCGAGUUUCAGCGGGGAAGAGUCUUGCGGUCGUGGGACCUAGUGGCUCAGGCAAGAGCACGGUGAUCGCUCUGAUCAUGAGAUUCUACGAUCCGGACAACGGAAAUCUCUGCAUCGAUGGGCAAGACAUAAAAACCCUAAACCUACUUAGCUUGCGCAAGAAGAUAGCGUUAGUCCAACAAGAACCGGCUCUGUUUUCAACAACCAUACACGAGAACAUAAAAUAUGGGAACGAGAAGGCAUCAGAGGCAGAGAUUAUCGAAGCAGCAAAAGCCGCGAACGCACACGAGUUUAUAAGCAGGAUGGAAGAAGGGUACAAGACGCACGUAGGUGAUAAAGGGGUUCAAUUAUCAGGUGGUCAAAAACAGAGAGUAGCUAUCGCGAGGGCAGUUCUAAAGGAUCCUUCAGUGCUUCUCCUUGACGAGGCAACAAGUGCUUUAGACACGAGCUCAGAGAAACUAGUCCAAGAAGCGCUAGACAAGCUGAUGAAGGGACGAACAACUGUAUUAGUGGCUCAUAGGCUCUCGACCAUAAGAAAAGCAGACACGAUCGCCGUUUUGCAUAGGGGAAGAGUUGUGGAGAAAGGAAGCCAUAGAGAACUUGUUUCCAUACCUAAUGGGUUUUAUAAGCAAUUGACUAGUCUUCAAGAAGUGGUGUGA
Molecule: messenger RNA, 3741 nt
Organism: Capsella rubella
Lineage: Eukaryota; Viridiplantae; Streptophyta; Magnoliopsida; Brassicales; Brassicaceae
Product: ABC transporter B family member 13
Exons: 9
Coding region: 1-3741 (1246 amino acids)
Biological process (GO): transmembrane transport
Cellular component (GO): membrane
Molecular function (GO): ABC-type transporter activity; ATP binding; ATP hydrolysis activity
Source: RefSeq, a predicted model, not a curated record